This is a messenger RNA of Penicillium subrubescens, 7779 nucleotides long. RefSeq names its product type I polyketide synthase. Bases 1 to 7779 code for a protein of 2592 amino acids. The transcript has 4 exons. The record is from RefSeq and is a predicted model, not a curated record. Lineage: Eukaryota; Fungi; Ascomycota; Eurotiomycetes; Eurotiales; Aspergillaceae. Gene Ontology annotation, biological process: fatty acid biosynthetic process; secondary metabolite biosynthetic process. Gene Ontology annotation, molecular function: phosphopantetheine binding; fatty acid synthase activity; oxidoreductase activity.
AUGAGCAAGACUGAAGUGCAAAGUCUUGAUCCUCAACAACGGAUUCUGAUGGAGAACGUUUACCAUGCACUGGAAAAUGCCGGUCUUCCAAUGGAAGAUGUGAUCUCUUCCAACACGUCUGUUUUCGUCAAUGGCUUCAACUACCAUCAUGCAGAUCGUCUCAAUAGCGAUCUGGAAUUGUCCUUCAAGCACAAGCCCACUGGAGCAGAAAGCUCUAUGAUUUCAGGCAGAGUGAGUUGGUUCUACAACUUGCAAGGGGCUAGUCUCACAGUCGAUACUGCCUGCUCGAGCAGUCUGGUGGCUCUGCAUCUCGCACGACAAAGUCUCCUUGCGAAAGAAAGUGAAAUGGCCAUCGUUAGCGGCGUGAGCGUGAUAGGUUAUCCUGCACACUUGAUGAAAAUGUCCCACUCCGGACUCUUGGGGCCUGGGGGCAAGUCAAUGGCUUUUGAUUCUCGAGCGGAUGGGUAUGGGCUUGGUGAGGGUGUUGGAACAAUCAUUCUCAAGCCCCUAUCUGCCGCUAUUCGUGAUGGUGAUACCAUCCGGGCACUCGUCCGGGGUACUGGCCUAGGUCAUGAUGGUCACACUCCUGGCAUAACAUACCCCAGUGCAACAGCGCAGGAAUCAUUGAUUCGAAAAACCUACCUGGCCGCGGGCCUGGAUCCCAAAGACACGGUUUACUCCGAGAGCCAUGGGACUGGCACACAAGCCGGAGACUUGAUUGAAUGCACUGCUAUUGCGGCUGCAUUUGAGACUCAGCAGCGAGAGUCGCCAUUCUACGUUGGUGCUGUUAAGCCCAACCUUGGACAUCUUGAAGGUGGUUCCGGCAUUGCCAGUGUGAUCAAAUCAGUCCUUAUCUUAGAGUCGGGUGUUAUUCCCCCGAAUGCGACGCUGGAGAAGAUCAACCCGAAAAUCUCUCCUGCCUGGAAUCUUCAAUUUCCCACAAGCUGCAUUCCGUGGCCAACCUCCGGCGUCCGCAGAUCCUCCAUCAGCUCUUACGGCAUUAGCGGUACAAAUGCGCAUUGCAUCUUGGAUGAUGCAUAUCAUUAUCUGCGGCAGCGACGAAUCGCAGCUCGGCAUAGAACCAGAGAAACGGUCCCUUCGAACGAGGAAAUACAGUCUCUUGUCGCAAAAAUUUCCGAGCACUACAAGACUGACACCAAAGAGCCCAACUCUGAGGCACCUGCGCCAAACACUAACGGUGUCAGCAUUAAUGGCGCCAACGUUGUUAAGAGCGUGAACGGUGUGAAAGGCCUUAACGGUACAAAUGGCACCAAUGGCGUCAAGGACGUCAAAAGCAGUAACAGUGUUAAUGGAAUAAACGGCACCAAUGGCAUAAACGGCACCAACGCUUUCAAUGGCGUCAAUGGCUCGAACGGCGUAAACGGGGCCAAGAGUAACCACCCGGCCCCCAACAAAAUAUGCCUUCAGGUUCCUGAAUCUCCGAUAAUAUUCAUCCUUUCAGCCUUUGACCAGAAGAGGCUAGAGAAGGUUGUUGCACAUACUAAGGACUAUGUCACAUCCCGGAUUCUGGAUUUCGAGUCUUCCCCCAAGCAAGCUUUGAAUGAUCUUGCAUACAGCCUCUCCGAGAAAAGAUCUCGCCUUCCAUGGAAAAGCUUUGCCUUGUGCAGCUCUGUGCAUGAGCUUCAAGAUAAGCUUCCCAAGCUGCCUUCGAAGGCGAUCAAGUCCCGCUCUGCCUUGAGGAUUGGUUUCGUCUUCACCGGCCAAGGAGCUCAAUAUGCAAAGAUGGGUCAACAACUUCUUGUCUACCCCCUUUUUAGACAGUCUUUGGAAGCGGCUGGCGCUUACUUCAAGUCUCUGGGCAGUGAUUGGUCACUGUUGGAGGAGCUCAAUCGGGAGGCGAAAGAUUCUAAGAUAUCCAAAUCUGCAUUCGCCCAUCCUUUAUCUUGCGCGGUUCAAAUUGCACUGCUCGACCUUUUGCUCAGUUGGGGCGUUGUUCCUCAUCGUGUGGUAGGUCACUCAUCAGGAGAAAUUGCGGCAGCCUACUGUGCCGGUAAAAUUUCGCGAGAGGCAGCAUGGAAAGUGGCCUACUUCCGAGGCCAUGUUCUUCGCCCAGGAGAGUCGAAGCCACCUUUCACUGGAGGUAUGAUUGCUGUGGGCCUUGAUGAAGAACCUUCGCGCCAUCUUCUCAAAAAAGUACACGCAAGAUUCUCCGGUGGCUCGUUGUCUAUCGCUUGUUAUAACAGCCCCCACAACCACACCAUUUCCGGUGACCUUGAUAUGGUGGAUGCUUUGAAGGAAAUGCUCGACGAGCAGGGGGUUUUCAACCGGAAGCUCAAAGUAGAACAUGCCGCUCACUCUGCCCACAUGGAAUAUUUCUCAGCCGAGUACGACGAGCUGCUAGGGGAGCUGCCGUCAAAGCAUCGUUUGAACUUCGAUCAUACAGUGCAGAUGUUUUCCACCCUUACAGGUCGCUUGUUGGAUGAUUCAUGUGCUCCUGGCAAGGCCUCGCACUGGCGUGAUAGUAUGGUGUGCCCUGUCAAGUUCACCGAUGCCCUAUCUUCAAUGUGCUUUGACCCUGUCCCGACUGAUGGCUCCUCCACUCAUAACACAUGGGUGGACGUUAUUCUGGAAGUCGGACCUCAUCCCGCAAUGCAAAGCGCAGCCAAGGAGAUCGUCGGCUCCAAUGCCGACAUACCAUAUUUGGCAACUCUAAAUAGGAAGGAUGAUGGAUUGAAUAGUCUGCUUGAGACGAUAGGAAAUUUGGUCGUCCGUGGUGCACCUAUCAAUCUGAACAAGGUAAAUCGGGCGACAAAUCCCUCACUUGCACCGAAGAUGAUGGUGGAUUUACCUCCCUAUCCUUUCAACCAUGAGGAACAAGCUCUCUACGAGACCCGCUUGAUCAAGAAUACGCGCUUGCGCGAGUUCCCUAGGCAUGAUCUGUUCGGGGCUCCUGUCGCAGAUUGGAACCCCAACAGUCCACGAUGGCGCCAUUUCCUGCGUGUUGCUGAGAACCCAUGGCUGAAGGAGCAUUUGAUCGGCGACAAUUAUGUUUUCCCAGGAGCCGGCUAUGUCGUCAUGGCAGUUGAAGCAAUGCAACAGGUCACAGAUGACUCGGAUAUGAUUGGCGUCCAUCUAAGAGACAUCUUGUUCAAGGCAAUGCUGGUAGUUCCAGACGAUACCCAAGGCGUGGAAGUGUGCCUUUCCUUCUACCCUGUGCCGGAAUCUAAAACCUCUCUCUCAACCACAUGGAGGAGGUUCGAAGUGGCCUCGUACAACCAAGAGACUGAGGAGUGGAUCGAGCAUUGCACUGGUGAAAUCUCACCAAAUUUCAAGAAGUCACUCAAUCCCAUUGAUGGCUCUCGUCAAGAGAAGACCGCCCAGGCUGAAUGGUUGGCAUUUGUGCAGGCCAGAGAGAGCAGCUGCCAAGCGCCGGUUGAUUUGGCCCCUAUCUACAAGCAUCUCAAGGAUAUCGGUAUCAACCACGGAGAUUCCUUCCAGGGCUUGUCCAACGUAACCGUCAGCGACGGCAACCAGGGCUUGAUGACAGGCGACAUUAUUGUGCAAAAUAUCAAGCAACUGAUGCCAAAGCAGUAUGCGCAUCAGCACCUCAUUCAUCCGACUACGCUUGACAACGCAUUCCAGGCGGUAUUCGCGGCGAUAUACGAUCUGAAUGGAAAGCAAAUGUUGCGACGCGGCUGUAUUCCAAGCUCCGUUCGAGAGAUGUGGCUGUCGACGACGGACCUGUCUUCUGAGCCUGGUACGACAUUGCGUUGCACCAGUCAAGCUUCUCCCAGUCUGCACGGUAGCUUUGAAAGUGCAAUCCAAGCGUGGAACCCUUCGAAUCCGAGCGCAAAAGCAUUUUCACUGACCGGAGCUCGACUUGCUCCAUUCAAAUCCGAAAGCAGUGACGCUUCGACAGACGACAGGAGAACGUGCUACUCCAUCGAAUGGCACCCAGAUUUGGCCUUGAUCACCAACAAUGACUUGCAGCAACUUUUACCCAAGUCCACAGACACUCCUGCGAGCUAUGCUAGUCAGUUGGAAUGGCUCAGCAAACUGCAACUAGCCUCGACUCUCUUGGCGAACGACGGUCUUUUGGCCAUUCGAGGGGCGAAAGCCUCUAGCUUAGGAGAUCAGUACACGACUUAUCUCAAACUCCUCCGGAGUAUCGCUGCGGAUCUCACUGUUGACGCUAUUCCAUAUGUGCCUUUGGAAACCUGGUUGAAGUACUCAUCAAAUGCCACGUUGAAAAAGCAGCUCUACCGCGAGGUCGAGGCCAGGAAUCCUGAAGGUGCGUUGCUGAUUAAGAUGGCAUCAAGGUUUUCAUCAAUUUUGCGCAAGGAGACCACGAUUCAAAAGCUUUUGUCUGAGACGGAUGAUCUUGUCUGGGAUUCCGAAAAGAGCAACUUGUCGCGCGGAAACAUUCUCCCUACGCUUACCCAGUUCCUCACUCUUCUGCGCAGCAGCCGUCGCAGCGUUCGCAUCUUGGAUGUGCAGAACCACACAGGAGCUCUCUCUGAACAAGUCCUCAAGAUUCUCUGUGGAGACAAUGAUGCAGAUUUUGUCAACCAAUAUGUCAUUGGAUAUCCCUCCGCCGACGGCUCCGAGGCGCUAAGAAAACGCCUUGCUGCGUGGGGAGAUGUCGUGAGUUACAAAACUCUUGACUUAGGAGCCGAUCUUCUCGAACAAGGAUUCGAGCCCAAAUUCUUCGACAUCAUCAUCAUCGACAAUUGCAUUUGCAGGAUACCCAACAUAGAAUCGACCUUUUCGCGACUGAACUCUCUGGCAAAGCCAGGCGGUCGUUUGUGCAUCCUCCAGGAAAUGCGGCCGGAGUCACUUCACACCAAUGUCUCAUUAGGUUUCUUGCCUACCUUCUUUCAGGAAAUCGAGGGAUCUCUCAAAACCAAUUCAAUUUCUCGCAAGGCCGAUUGGGACAAAGCUCUCCGAAACACUGGAUUCUCUGGAAUUGACUUCGAGGCUUCGACUUCAACCUAUGCCGAAUUCGCUGACUUCAACUUGAUGGUAUCUACCGCCAAGCACACACAUGAAGAAGCUGUUGUGCCCUCCUUGGAAGUUCUUGUGAUCCUCCAGUCUCAUUCGAAAAUCUCUCGCCUACUAACCGGCAAGUUGAUUGAUGCGGGAGUGAAGUUCUCAAUUUGCCAGCUUGGCAUGCUUCGUCCCGAAGACCUAGCAGGCAGAACUUCCAUCUCUUUGCUUGAGGCCGAAGAGCCUAUUCUUAACAGCUUGGAUAGCACUACAUUCCAGGCAGUCCAACAGCUGAUUACUGGCAGUGAUUCCCUGUUGUGGGUCACAGGUGACCCCUUGACGGAGCCCAAGUUUCAAAUGGCGAUUGGUUUGCUCCGCACCAUUCGCUGGGAGCUGGAUCGCAACAAUCUCAACUUGGUCACUCUUUCUCUGGAUGGGGAGGCCACAGGAACACCGGAAGGCAAUGUUGAUGCGAUAUUCCGAGUCUUUGAGCAUCAAUACUUGAGACACGGAGUGGACCCCGGCGGCUCCAAUGCCGAGUAUCGUGUCCGAAGACGAGUGAUUGAAACAAAUCACAUCGUCAAGGACAAAAUUGCAAGCACAGUAAUUCGAAAUCAAUUUGAGCGACCAAAAGCAAUUCUUCAGCAGUGGGACGCGAUUGAACGACCAGUACGGCUAGUCAGUCCCCAGCCUGGAGUAGACAGUCUCACAUGGACCACCGAUGAGGAUCUCUAUGGACAGCCACUUACUCCUCAUGAAAUCGAGAUCGACGUUCGUGCUGUUGGACUAAACUUCAAGGACCUGUUGGUGGCAAUGGGAGAGAUUGACCAGCCAGGAUUUGGACAUGAGGCAGCAGGCAUCGUUGUCGCGGUUGGCUCGUCCGUGAGUAACCUCAAAGUUGGUGAUCGGGUGAUGUGUCUCGGGGAUCCUUCUCCAGGCAGGAUGGGCACCCUGCGUACCCGCGCUCGCCUCCAUUCCGGACUGGCAAUCAAGAUACCCGAAACUCUCAGUUUCGAGAUCGCUGCAGGGCUGCCAAUCAUUUAUGGCACAGUGAUAUAUUCCUUGGGCCAUGUCGCUCGAUUGAGAGCUGGUGAGAAGAUUUUGAUUCAUGCUGCUGCAGGUGGCAUUGGACAAGCAGCCAUUCAAUACGCACGUGUCAAGGGAGCUGAGAUCUUCGUGACCCUUUCGAGCAUUGAAAAGAAGCGAUUCAUCAUGGAUAGCUUCGACAUUCCCGAAGAUCACAUUUUCUCUAGUCGAGACCUGACUUUCUCGAGGGGAAUCAAACAAAUUGCACCUGAAGGAGUGGACGUCGUUCUCAACUCCCUCAGUGGCGAAGCACUGCGACAGUCAUGGACCUGCAUUGCGCCAUUCGGCCGAUUUGUCGAGAUCGGAAAGCUUGAUUUCCAAAGCGGUUCGAAGCUUGAUAUGACUCCCUUCCUGAACAAUAUCACCUUCUCGGGUGUGGAUCUUAACGCUUUGGCUGAGCAGCGCCCAGAGAUCUGCCAAGAACUGCUGCAAGAGGCGAUGCAGUUGUGGUCAAGUGAAAAGAUUCAUGAGGCUCGGCCAACUCUAGUCUCUGAUUACGGUCAGUUGAAAGAGGGAAUGCGUCUCCUGCAGACUGGCAAGAGUAUUGGCAAGAUGACCCUUGUUCCUGGUUCACACCCCGUCUCUGUUCUGCCAGAGCGUCUAACCCCCCUUGAGCUGGAUCCUAAUGCAUCAUACAUACUUGCUGGAGGGCUAGGUGGAAUUGGUCGCAGUAUUGCCCUCAAGUUGGCCAGCUUGGGUGCUAAACACCUCGUUUUUCUUUCACGUUCAGCAACUGUGCAUGAAGCUGGGCGAAACACAAUUGCCAAGUUGGAAGCCUUGGGCUGCACCAGCCAUGUCUUCCAGUGUGAUAUCUCGGAUGACGCUCGUCUCCGUGAAGUUUUUGCAUCCAUCAACGAGACUUUGCCCCCAGUCAAGGGAUGUAUACAAUGCUGCUUUGUGUUGAAAGAUGGAGCUUUCGACUCCAUGGCUCACCAGGACUGGGAGACCGCCCUGGCUCCAAAGGUCUCUGGAUCUUGGAAUCUCCACAAUCUUCUUCCAGAUGUCGACUUUUUCUUAAUGUUGAGCUCGAUCACCGGUAUUGUCGGCAACCGAAGUCAAGCCAACUACAACGCUGGCAACAACUUCCAGGAUGCCCUUGCACGUCACCGUGUUUCCAAGGGAAUGCAUGGUGCUAGUGUCAACCUGGGCGCCGUGGUUGGGGUUGGAUUUGUUGCUGAGAACUCCGAGUAUGCUGGAAAGCACACGUUCAAGAUGGCCAAUCAACAAACUGAAGAAGAGGUGUUGGCUGUGGUUGAGUACAUGAUUGACCAACGUCAUCACACUGCCUUGAGUUCUGAUAGCGCGCAGCUGGUCUGCGGUCUCCGAAACCCAACUUCCUACAGCCUCGGAAACGAAGCGCAACCCAGUCAUUUGCAGUAUCCAAUGUUCUCUCAGCUCCCGCCAGCUCCCCAGGGCUCUUCCGGUGCUAUUGGUGCAGAGGCCGGAAAAUCAGCACCUCUUAUUCGCGAUCAACUCCAGGCAGCUACAACCCAAACCGACGCUGCACAAAUCAUCCAUGAGUCUCUCAGACACAAGAUGGCCAACUUGCUUAAUGUAAGUGAGGAUUCAUUUGAUGACUCUCUCAGCGUCCGAGAGAACGGAGUCGAUUCGCUGAUUGAGAUGGAAUUCCGAACAUGGUUCGCCAAGGAGCUGGGCGCGACCGUGCCUUUGAAGGACUUGGCCAAAGACCUGAAGCAGUUGAGUUCAAAGCUAGUCUUGCUGAGCUCAUUUUCCAAAUUCCAUUGA